AUGAAAGUAUCCGAUGAUCGCGCUUCGUCUACAAUUUUUUUUAAAUUUUUACAACUUCUAGAAGCGUCUGCUUCCUGUGUGGAUGAUACCGCAUCCGCUGAGGAUAAAGAGGACGAAGACUUCCCAACUGCUGAGGAUACCGAACCACCAGCACAACCUACACAACAGAUAGAGGUAGAACUCAUGGCGCUUUGCAAACAACGUGAUGCCCUGUUGCACCAGUUGGCGGAGGCCCGAGCUCGUGAGUUUCAGACAAUCGGUAGUAUCUCCGCUGCUCAAGAAAAGCUCAAUGGCAUUUCAGGAUUUCUCGCCGCGCAUGGCAAGGCCUCAAGCUCCGAACCACCGGCACCCGUGGAUCUGCCUCCUGUCUCCUUCGGUGACUUAGCUGCGGUAUCCAACUCGUCUGACAUAAAUCUAGGAAAACAUGUUUGA
Molecule: messenger RNA, 432 nt
Organism: Dibothriocephalus latus
Lineage: Eukaryota; Metazoa; Platyhelminthes; Cestoda; Diphyllobothriidea; Diphyllobothriidae
Source: the annotation of a GenBank genome assembly